CACACUUUUUUUUUCACCUCCCUCAAAAUUAUGAAACAAGCGUAGUAUAGUGUUCUGAAAUAGAACUCCUGGCGCUAACCCUGAGCUUCUUCCAUGGCAGUCCAAAUAGUGUAUUCGAAUUCAUCUUUACCAAUCCUAUAUCGAUAUGCUUGGUCCCUCAGUCAUCGAAAUUCACAGGACGCUCGUCAAAUUCGUCUCGUAUUUAAACAAAAUGCAAGUAUUUGUGAAGAAAUACCAAUUACCAGACAAUUCCAAAUUCGAUGCUCCGCAGAACCAAUCCAAACCCUCAGAACCUGCAAGAACUGCAAAACCCAGUUCGAUCCUUUUCUCAAUCACCCCCGCUCUUGCCUCUACCACACUGCUCAUUUCGGAGGAGAAACAAAGAGGAAGUUUGAGAGCGUGCACUCUGGAGGCACCAUGAAUACACCUGACUCUGGUAAAGUUCUUCAAUAUUGGCAUUGUUGCGGAUCUGAAGAUCCCUUUGACCCUGGAUGCACCGCUGCUCCUCACUCUUCGUAUGAUGACUGAUACAGUUGCCCAAUCUCCCGGCAGUUAUAGAUUUGCACGAGUCACCUGAAAUUCUUCAUUGUAUUUGGCUAUCACUGAGGUUUGUCUGUAAAAUAUCCCCUCUGUACUCUAGUAAAAUAUUUUUUCGUAUGAUAUCAUUUAAGCUAUUUGAAUUUGGUGGAUUUUCUUUUUAUGAUUUCUUUACUUUAGUUGUAUUCAUUUGCCUGGAUGAGGGACAAUACCUCCCAUUUGCAGCAUCAACUAUUGAUUUGAAAUCUUAAGCUGUGAUUUGGAUCUUA
Molecule: messenger RNA, 806 nt
Organism: Camellia sinensis
Lineage: Eukaryota; Viridiplantae; Streptophyta; Magnoliopsida; Ericales; Theaceae
Product: carboxypeptidase
Source: RefSeq, a predicted model, not a curated record